AUGUUCAAUAAUAUCUCCAACUGGUUCUCCUCCAAGCAGGAACCUACCCAGGAAGCUACCUGGAACGCCAUCACCGCGAAUGUCCAAACCCACCAGCCCACCAGCCCUGACGCCCCCUCCACCGAGCACGUUGUGACCGAGCAGCCCAACUCCGAGCAGAACAUGAAGCUCCGCGGCGGUGGCGCCGGCGACGUUUGCUGCGGCCUGUAA
This is a messenger RNA of Penicillium manginii, 210 nucleotides long. RefSeq lists its product as uncharacterized. The record is from RefSeq and is a predicted model, not a curated record. The transcript has 2 exons. The coding region runs from base 1 to 210 and encodes 69 amino acids. NCBI's taxonomy places the organism in Eukaryota, Fungi, Ascomycota, Eurotiomycetes, Eurotiales, Aspergillaceae.